AUGGACACACCUCGUCAAGAGGACGUGGGAACCGUCAGCUCAGGGAGCACAUCGAGGAACCCGGCUCAAGACCAAGACCGUCGCGAGGAUGGCGCUCCUCGAUAUGCCAUACCACCGAGGGAGCUCACCGCGGUCGAGAUCCCGGCAGUUGUUGAAGAUGUUGACCGAGCCAUCAGGGCCUUUGGCAGGGUUCCUUCUCUACGACAUGUCACGGUUCCCAGACGUACUGGGAGGAAGCGCAAGCGUGGGACGGACGGGCCCUGGCAAGGCGACGUAGAGCCUGGAGGCACCGAUGCCUCGCCCUCACCCUCAGAAAAUGUCUGCUCCAUAGCACGCCUCGAUGAUCCGAGGCUUCUGAGACGCAAACUGGAAGACAAUGUCGACAAAUACCACGUCGAGGCUGUCGGAUUGAUCAAGCAUACCCAUCGCUUCAGGGGCUUGGCAGAUUUUUACUGGGACAUGGACAAGUCGUCAUUCGCACAGAGAUUCGUCGACCAAGUGUUGCCCGGAGAUGUCGAGAAGCUAAAGGAGUUCAAGUUUGCACCUGGCAUCGACCAAGGCUCGAAUGUGGACAUUAUACCGCCGCCCAUCUUCACCCACAUGAGCCUGCCAUUCAACUACUUUUAUUCACAGAACCCGUAUGUUCGCUUAACAGAAGAUGGCGGAACCGUCAACACAACAGCGGUCAAGCAAGUUGGCCACUUUAUAGGAACAGAAGAUGCCGCGCCUACCGGGCCCCAAAUCCCCCCCGACAUGACAGAUCCGCGCAUGGUGGAGGUUAUCGCUCAGCUAGAAGAAGCGUUUGAGGAUCGUCCAGUAUGGACUCGUCGGUCUCUAUUGAACCACCUUGCCGGCAAGCUUCGAAAUUGGAACGAGCUGAAAAAGUACCUCAACUAUGCAGCUUAUCAGUUCAAGGGCGGGCCGUGGAGAGAUGGAGUAGUUCCGUACGGAAUCGAUCCCAGGACUGACCCCAAGUAUCGCAUUUACCAAACCCUCAUGUUCAAGCUUCCUAAGCAGAAGCGAGCCCGGAAAGACCAAACCUGGCAAUCCCUACGGAGGGUCCAGAUGGGCCGAACAAAGGAGUUUGUCCAAGAGUUGUCGGCCAGCCACAUGUUCGACGGAGAGACCUACCACACCGAUGGCAAGGUAUGGCAGGUGUGCGAUAUUACAGAUCCAUUGCUCCGGGAGCUGCUGGAUAACGCAGAGGUGCGUUCGACAUGGGAUGUUAGCAGUGGGUGGUAUCACGGAGGCUUGUGGGCAAAGGUCAAGGCCAUCAUGAAGACGAAGCUUGUGGCGAUCCAGUUUGGUCGGCAGUUGACCAAGGAAGAUUUCGCCCCAACGCUGCAGUGCGGAGACCAGACGCCGAUUCGAUCUACUUCGGCCACUUUUCAUCUUCCUCUACCUAAUCUUAACCUAACGACUGAGGAGCUCACACAACUCCGAGGUCGAGAGCCGUCCAAGAAGAAGAGCCAAGUCUACAAUGUGAGAGUUCGCCCUCGCGCUAAAAUAGACGUCGACAUGGAGGAACAGUCUGUUGCUGCCUCACACGAUGCAGAUGCGGAUGCGGAUGCGGAUGCGGAUGCAGAAGGAGAGGCAGCAAGCAUACUAGGCAGGAUGGAACAGAGCGAGGACUCUGAGGCUGGCAGCGAUGAUGAUGACGAGGAUGAGGAUGAUGAGGAGAACGAGGAAGAAGGGAUGGGACACACUGGAUUUGAAGGCGAUGAGGACGACUACGGCGAGCUGGAUGACGAAUAG
Trichoderma aggressivum f. europaeum is the source of this 1755-nucleotide messenger RNA. RefSeq lists its product as uncharacterized. NCBI's taxonomy places the organism in Eukaryota, Fungi, Ascomycota, Sordariomycetes, Hypocreales, Hypocreaceae. The transcript is spliced from 3 exons. The coding region runs from base 1 to 1755 and encodes 584 amino acids. Gene Ontology annotation, molecular function: RNA polymerase III type 1 promoter sequence-specific DNA binding; RNA polymerase III type 2 promoter sequence-specific DNA binding. Gene Ontology annotation, biological process: transcription initiation at RNA polymerase III promoter. Gene Ontology annotation, cellular component: transcription factor TFIIIC complex. The record is from RefSeq and is a predicted model, not a curated record.